CUGCAGAAUGAAGAGGAGCCCGGCGAGGCCGUGCCCGCGGUGAACGAUGCCCCUCCGCCUUACAGCAGCAUUUCCGCGGAGAACACAGCUUAUUUUGACUACAAGGAUGAGUCAGGAUUUCCUAAGCCUCCAUCUUACAACGUGGCCACAACACUGCCUAGUUACGAUGAGGCGGAGAGAACCAAGGCUGAAGCCACAAUUCCCUUGGUUCCUGGAAGAGACGAUGACUUUGUGACACGGGAUGACUUUGAUGACACCGACCAGCUGAGGAUAGGAAAUGAUGGCAUUUUCAUGCUGACUUUCUUCAUGGCGUUCCUCUUCAACUGGAUUGGAUUUUUCCUGUCUUUCUGUCUGACUACUUCAGCUGCAGGACGAUACGGGGCCAUUUCUGGGUUUGGUCUGUCUCUUAUUAAAUGGAUCCUUAUUGUCAGGUUCUCCACCUAUUUUCCUGGUUACUUCGAUGGCCAGUAUUGGCUUUGGUGGGUCUUCCUUGUACUAGAUGUUUUCUGGCAAAUGUCUUCCUGCGUUGGUGAAUUCUCCCUCAAGAAGCAACAAGACACCUGCAGGAAGUGAAUCAAGACUCUGGAGCAGCAGAAAAAAUAAUCACCUGCUUUAAAAUAAAUAAAUAAAAGUACUGUUG
Messenger RNA from Tauraco erythrolophus (red-crested turaco), 640 nucleotides. The record is from RefSeq and is a predicted model, not a curated record. NCBI's taxonomy places the organism in Eukaryota, Metazoa, Chordata, Aves, Musophagiformes, Musophagidae.